Messenger RNA from Chara braunii, 2708 nucleotides. NCBI's taxonomy places the organism in Eukaryota, Viridiplantae, Streptophyta, Charophyceae, Charales, Characeae. The record is from the annotation of a GenBank genome assembly.
GGCAUUGUCGCCGCGUGUCUGCUCGGGCUGAUGGGCGAACUACCCCUCGACUCGGCGCGCAUAUACAGGAAGGUGAUGGAGGGCGCGACGGGGGUGGAAAGGUCGGCGCUUGCGGAAGCCGGCGGAGGCGUCUGGGCCGUCGAGGUGGCAUUGCGCGCCAUGGCGGACGGCGCGCAGCCCAGCGUCGAGAUCGAGGAGAUCUCGAUCGGUGUCGUUGACAACAACAACAAAUCGAGGCUGAGAGUCGUUAGCGCGGACAAGGCUUGCCUGUUGAAGGAUAGGUCACUGGAGAGGAGAUCCCGAUCUUCGCCGAAGAGUGGGGGGGCGGCGGCGGAGAGCGGGAGUAAGCGGCGGAGGGAGAGGGAGGAAGAUGAGAAACUAGGAGAGGGUGGGAGUAGCAGGUCCGGUGAUAGGCUGCGGAGCAGCAAUGCGAGCGCCAAAUGUGGCGACAAAGAGGGACCAGCGGUAUCGACGACGACAGGAGGACUAGGGCCUUCUCCUCUGUCGCUAUGUGGUACAGCAGCCGCAGCAGCAGCAGCAGGAGGAGGAGGAGGAGGAGGAGGGGGAGGAGGGGGCGGCGGAGGCGGGCCCCUGAUCGUCCGCGCUACUGCUGGUGGGGUUGGGAGUGGAGGCGGCACAGGCAGCGGUAUUAGCGGCGGCGGCGCGACGGCGGGAAGCGGCGGAAGCGGCGGAUCCGGCGGCGCAAGAGGAAGCGGAGGGGGGAAAUGGGUCGUUGAGGAUGAAGAAAUCAGCGGCGUGCAUGACUUGGAGACGUUGCUUAUGAAGAAGUCUUUCCGAGAAACGCAGCAUUCGAAAGCCGGUGAAGAGCUGCUGGAGCUGCUUUGUAAGCCGACAGCCAAAGAGAGCGCUGUUGCCGCUAAGUUUAAGACAAAGGGUGGCUCAACGUUGAAGGAGUACUGCCCAGCUCUGACAAGAGAGGAUUGCAUACGGCAGCGACGUGGUUUGGGCGCAUGUACGAAGAUGCACUUCCGGCGAAUUAUCUCUGGGCACACCGAUGUUAAUCUUGGGGAUUGCUCGUUCCUCGACACCUGCAGGCAUAUGAAGACUUGUAAAUAUGUACACUACGAACUGGAUAUGACUCCGAACACGAGAACGGAAAUCGCAGCUCCUCAAAGGCCACUGAGCAAGCCAAGAGCAGACUACUGCUCGGAAGUGGAGCUCGGAGAGGCUCAAUGGAUUAAUUGCGACAUUCGGACGUUCAACAUGAGUAUACUAGGCCAGUUCGGAGUCAUCAUGGCUGAUCCUCCGUGGGACAUUCACAUGGAAUUGCCGUACGGAACUAUGGCCGAUGAUGAGAUGCGAAGCCUUAAUGUCCCGGUUUUGCAAACGGAUGGGCUGAUUUUCCUUUGGGUGACCGGUCGGGCAAUGGAGCUUGGACGAGAGUGUUUGGAGCUUUGGGGUUAUAAACGAGUUGAAGAACUCAUCUGGGUGAAGACGAAUCAGCUCCAGCGCAUUAUCCGAACGGGACGGACAGGCCAUUGGCUGAAUCACAGCAAAGAGCACUGCUUGGUUGGCAUAAAGGGGAAUCCCCUUCUCAAUCGGAAUCUUGAUUGCGACGUCAUAGUUGCGGAAGUUCGAGAAACUAGUCGCAAACCGGAUGAGCUCUACCCGUUACUUGAGCGUAUCAGCCCUCGGACCCGGAAACUCGAGCUGUUUGCAAGGAUGCAUAAUACGCAUGCUGGUUGGAUAUCUCUUGGUAAUCAGUUAAAUGGGGUGAGACUGGUGGAUGAAGGAUUGCGGCAGCGAUUUAGAGAUUGCUACCCCGAAGUUGAAGUCGAGCCUCCGGAUCCGCCAAGCAAGAGCUCUGAUGCAGUUGUGCCUGCUGCGUCUGUUUCCACGGUCCCAACUACUGUGGCGGACCCGUCUGUUUCUAAGGCCGCAGUCCCAGGGAUUGAGAACCUCCCACAGGGGGUCUCACAGGCAGUUCCGCAGGCGGCUGGGACCGCCCCAGUACCAGGAACGACUCCUGUUGCGGUUGGCACAGAGUCUACAUACAGCGAUAAUGACCGGGCGUUCUAUUCGGGUGAAGACGACACCCGGCGCGGCACCUCCAAUAUGCCGUACACAAAGGAGGAGGAGGCGAAGAUGGCCGCCAUCCGGCAGGAGAGGAAGGAGAAGGAGGCCAAGAAGAAGGCCCUGCAGGAGGAGCAGGCGGCAAAGUUGAGAAAGAUAGAGGAGGAGAUGGCCAGGGAGAAGGAAAGAUUGAAAAAGGAAGAAGAGCAGAAGCUGAAGGAGGUGGAAGAAGAAGAGGAGGAAGAUGAUCAGCCACUGGAGAGGAGAAGAGAACAGCGAGGGCAGUACAGUGGCAGCAAAGAUGAUGAGAUGGAGAAGCGGAUCUCAGAGUGGGUCGCCAACUUGUCCCUGGGAGAAGAAGAAGAGGUAGCCAUGUAUAUCCCCAAGGACGAGCAGGAAGCCGCUAUGAAGGAGUGGGAAGCAGAAAGGGGUGUUGUGAGGCGGCAUGCAAUGGAGGAUGAAAAAAGGAUGGAGUGGAAGUUGAGAGUGAUGAGGGAAAAGAAGAGGAAAGUGGACGCGACGAUUGACGCGGUUAAGGACCUAGGGGAGAUGCAGCAACUAACCCUGAAGUUGACCCCUCAGGUAGACCUUGAGAAAAGGUAGAACUCAUUGCCCAGAUUGUCGAGCGCUUAGCCCGGAUACAAGAACAACAGUACGAUUUUAGUCGAAGUCAG